GUUCAGGAGCAGAAAGCGGCCCCCUCGCGACUGCCUGUGCUCGACUCCCAGACGGAUGCGCUUCUUGUCUGUGGCCUGUCAUGUCGCGGAAUCCGAUGGACCGCUCCCGAUCUCAGCUGCAACCAGUGAGCAGGGCUAGCGUGAUUAUCACUUCACCCCCCGUGGCUGGCAUGAGCGGAGUUGCCACAGAUCCAAGAGACCAGGGUGGACUCGAUGUCUGGCUUGACAACCGACUUGACGGAGCACUAGGAGGAAAGAUGUGUCCGCUGUCCCGUCCUGUGAGCAAGUGCGAUGAAUGGGACAGGGAUGGAGAUAUGAAGAAUGGCUUUUUCCAAACUGCACAAAAAAUGCUCCAAUAUAACAAGCUUCCCAUCAAAGAUGAGAUUUGGGAACCAAAUGCAUGUCUACAGCAGAUCUCUUCAGAAGUUGACCAUCGGCUGUUUCGAAACAGCUUCAGUACCAGACACGAGACAUUUUCACCAAUGCACCUCUCGCAAUUGGAAAGCAAUGAUGUCGGCCCUGUUGCUACUGAAUCGCAUCAAAUUAAAGAAGAAAUGUGUGAGAACAUUUCGGCCCCCCUUAAAGAAGAAGUCACCAAUGACGAACACUCAAAUCACUUUAAAGACGAGGAUUCUGAAGAAGGGUCUUCUCCCAUUAAAGUGGAGAUGUGUGAAAAUAACUUUUUCUUCAAUAAACAUGAGGCUCCCGAGUAUGAAAUGGUCAGUGUUAAAGAGGAGUUCUAUGAGGAAGAGGUUCUUCCUGUUCAGAUAAAAUCCGAGAUGUCUGAUGUGGAACCUGAGGGUGAAGAUUUCUUUACUGGCAUUUCGUAUGAGGAUGGCAGAUUACAAUGGACGCCAAACUACCAAAUGGAAGAGGAUGUACAAAAAGAACCCCGAAAUUGGAAUCUUAAUGAACAGUCAGUCCAAUGGACUGCUGCACAGCGUCAGCUAUUUUAUGACCUCAACAGAAAGUUCUUCUGUGGAGAAUGUGGAAAGAGUUACAAGGAGAAAUCCGGUCUACGAAGGCACCAGAAGACUCACACGGGAGAGAAGCCACAUUCAUGUGUGGAAUGUGGGAAGGGGUUUAUCAUGGCCUCGGACCUCAAAAAACACUACCGAACUCACACGGGGGAGAGGCCGCAUGUAUGUCCGGAAUGUGGGAAGGGCUUCAUUAGUAUAUCUGAUGUUAAAAAGCAUUUGAGAAUACACACAGGAGAGAAACCUUAUGGGUGUGGUGAAUGCAGCAAGACCUUCAGUCGUAUAACAAACCUUAGAAAGCACCAGAGAGUCCACUCAAGGGAAAGACGGUAUAGCUGCUGUGAAUGUGGCAAAUCCUUUGUUACUUCCGAAGGUCUUAAAAGACAUAGAAAAAUUCACAAUGGCAACAGACCUCAUGUUUGCCCCGAAUGUGGAAAAAUGUUUGGUAAGAAAACCAGUCUCAGAAACCACCAGAGGAUUCACACAAGUGAGAAGGUGCAUCACUGUCCCGAUUGUGGAAAGGGUUUCACUGCUCGGACUUUGCUUAAAUCACACCGACACAUCCAUAGCACUGAAAAACCACACAGCUGUCCUGAAUGUCACAAACUGUUUGGAACAGCAGCGGACCUUAAAAGACAUCAGCGAAUGCACUCGGGAGAGAAGCCCCAUCUUUGUCCUGAAUGUGGAAAGGUCUUCCUAACAGCCUCUUACUUUAGGACCCAUCAAAGGAUCCACUCUGGAGAGAAGCCGUUCAGCUGUACCGAUUGCGGAAAAAGUUUCAUAACCUCUGAAUACCUUAAAAGGCACCAGAGAAUCCAUACCGGGGAGAAGCCAUAUGGAUGCACUGAAUGUGGAAAAAACUUCAUGAGGAUAACUGGCCUGAAGCUACACCAGAGGAUUCAUUCUGGAGAAAAACCUUAUGGCUGCACAGACUGUGGGAAAAAGUUCAUAACUUUAAAAUGCCUAAAAACGCACCAGAGGAUCCACACGGGCGAGAGGCCGUAUACUUGUCCUGAAUGUGGCAAGGGCUUCCGACGGAUCAGUAGCCUCAAGAUCCAUCGACGGAUCCACACAGGAGAAAAACCGUACCGCUGCACUGAGUGCCAGAGAGCAUUUGUCACCCUCCAGCACAUGAAGAUCCACUUACGAAUUCACACGGGCGAGAAGCCAUAUUGCUGCCACACGUGUGGGAAGAACUUUCGGCGUUUAGGCAGUCUCAAGAUCCACCAGAGGAUUCAUACUGGAGAGAAACCAUACACUUGUGGGGAAUGUGAAAAGAACUUCAUCACUCUGGAGCACCUCAAGCGCCAUCGGAGAAUUCAUACUGGGGAAAAGCCCGGAGCUGGGGGACAGGCAGUCGUGCCAUUCCCUUUGGUACCAUUUCCUUCGAGCUCCCUAUCAGCGUGAGACAUUGACAUUUUGGUUUAGAUGGAUUCAGUUGAUCUAAAAAGAUUUGAGGAAUGCGGGCUCAUUUAACUUUAUGUCCUGGUCACCGUCAGUUGAUAUAAGACCUCUCUGAUUUUGAAUAUGGCGGAGGAAAAGUCUCUUGGGUUUAAUUAUGCACAACUAAUUGAAUAAAUACCCAAGAACUUUAGAAACAAUAGGAUGGUGUUAAAUUCUAUGGGCUGUAUUGUAAUAAUCAAUGAAUUACAAUGAAUGAAUGAAUUUGGAUAAUUCCAGAUGAAAGUAGAAUACAUUAGAAGCUAUCAGAUGGUGUUAACUCCAGGACUUUGUUUUGGAGUACAAAUGAGUAGCACUUAGUCCAAACGCUCGUUUUAGUUAGCAGAUGACACUAAAUAAGGUGUCUGGUCUCUUCUUAACAUACAGCAUGGGUGCCUGCUUCAGGUUCUGUGAAGGAGGGCUUCCAGUUUUCAAUAUUAAACGUUUUUCCCUUUUG
This is a messenger RNA of Polypterus senegalus (gray bichir), 2874 nucleotides long. RefSeq names its product zinc finger protein 883-like. Lineage: Eukaryota; Metazoa; Chordata; Cladistia; Polypteriformes; Polypteridae. The record is from RefSeq and is a predicted model, not a curated record. Gene Ontology annotation, molecular function: DNA-binding transcription repressor activity, RNA polymerase II-specific. The coding region runs from base 81 to 2384 and encodes 767 amino acids. The transcript is spliced from 2 exons. Gene Ontology annotation, biological process: negative regulation of transcription by RNA polymerase II.